This is a messenger RNA of Drosophila erecta, 1839 nucleotides long. RefSeq names its product protein mushroom body miniature (gene mbm). Bases 149 to 1774 code for a protein of 541 amino acids. The record is from RefSeq and is a predicted model, not a curated record. Gene Ontology annotation, molecular function: nucleic acid binding; zinc ion binding. NCBI's taxonomy places the organism in Eukaryota, Metazoa, Arthropoda, Insecta, Diptera, Drosophilidae. The transcript is spliced from 2 exons.
AAUACUUGGCAAGUGUAAUAAAAGGCAACUUUGGCUUGAAAGAAGUCACGACGGCAGCACCACUAACAAUCGGAUUUCAUCGAUACCCUCAAUCGGUUCAACACGUGCGCCGCGACUAGGCGGUUUUAUAAAUAUUACAAAUUCCAUAAUGCAGAACGGCGAGGGACAAUCCGGCUGGAACUUCUCAGCAGGGGACAGAAAACAGUUUUCCAAUUACGGGCGCAACAAUCAGCAGAGGCGCAGCGGUGGUGGGGGAGGUGGGCAAAACCACUAUCGCCAGUCCAAUGGAAAUUGGCCGGACGCAGGACCAGAAGGUGGUCAGAAUGGGAACUUCUUUAACAAGUUCAGAGAUCCCCAACAGCAGCUAAAUAAUCAUCAGCAAAACAAGAGAGGCGGCAAAAGGACUAGAAGCGGGGGUGGUGGUGCUGGUGGUGGCAGGCGAGGACACCGCGGCAGAGAUUCCAAUAGGCGUGGUGGACGCAACAACUCGUGGCACGCUAAGGAUCAGCAUGUCAGUCCGGGCGAAAGUAACAUGCUGUACUACGAUAACGUGGGGGACUUCACGGAAGACCCACCUCUGCCUCGAUCCUCGCCUGCUCCCUCUUCUCUCAGACAGGAGAGUCUGCCACCUGUCACAUUCGCUGCUGACGUGACGCCACCACCUGUAUCUGCACCGGAUGUACCGGUUACGCCAGAAGAACCGACUGUGCCGCUUAUCAAUAUCAAGAAGGAGAAGGAACUGCUGGAGCACAAGUCAAAAAUAAAGCCUUUUGUCAAACCGGAGCCAAAAUCUUCUAAUAAGAAGAAGGUUAGCUCCUCCAGGUCAUCAAGCAGCUCGGAAGAAGAGUCCGAACCCGAGCCUGGAGAAAUGGUAAUCAAAACGCAGGCUGUUGUGGCAUCGUCCCCAAAAACGAAGGCCAGCAAAACACCAGUAGCAUCAGCCCCGAAACCAAAAGCUGUGAAACCUGCCUCGUCUUCCGACUCCUCAGCAUCGGACACCGACAGCGAUGACGUACAGAGUCAUCCACCGGAAAAGAGUAAAAAGGCAGCGAUGGAAAAGGAGACUGAGGAGGAUGUGGUCUGCAUGGGUUCUCAGGAGCGCCAGUUUACUAUUACGGAUGAGGAGGAAAGCAGCGAGCUUGAAGAUGAAGACGACAAGAAGGCCAAAAAACAAAAAAACAAUAGUAAAAGCGUCCAUGUGUGCGGCAUUUGCGAUAAGAAGGGCCACACCUCCUUCCAGUGCCAGAUGAUAUGUCGCAAUUGCUCCGGAAGUUAUCAUGGUCUCAAGAACUGUCCGAACCCGCCAAAUCUAAACAUUGCCAUUCAGUCGUUUGUAGAAUUUGCCAUGCAGCAGAUGACUGCCUAUCACUGCGAACAACGGUUUGGCUUUCCUGCUGGCACGGUCGCAGCUCCAGUUGCAUUGCCAGUGUCAGCAAAACCCAAGAAGGACAAAAAGACGCCAAUAAAGAAGAGUAAGAAGACGUCGCAGAAAAGGAUGAAGGUGGAGCCGAAGGAUCAUGACGAGGACGAUGACGACGAAGACGAUGAUGACGAUGAAGAUGCCAGCAGUGAGAGCGAAGACUCGGAGUCCAGUGAUGAGCCUCAGCCAGCACCUGUGUCCAAACAGAAGCGGAAACGAGGUACGAAAGCCGCCGUCUCGGCCGCAGCCAAUCUACCUCCGCAAGUGUUUCCAUUUCCCCUUCUGGGCGCUCCGGGUGCCCCUUAUAACUCCAUGAUGUAUUCCUAUGGAGCUCCGUUUAGUUUUCCUAAGUAGUUAUAGCGUCAGUUAGUUGUAGAGGAACGUAAAAGAUAUAUGUACCGAAGAAAUGCUAGAAUACA